CCCCACACCACAUCUACUUGCCUCCGACUGAGCAGCAAGUGGAAGAGGAGCAGCAGCAGCUACAGAGCUGAACAUGAAGUCUCUUCUUCGUCUCUCACUCCUGCUUCUUCUGGCUGCCGUUCUGGUGCAAGGAAUGCCAACCUCCAGCAGAGGACGCUGUCUUUGUAUAACAGCUGGUGCACCUGCAAUCCACCCAAAAUAUAUUGCAAAGUUUGAAAUAUAUGGGCAAAGCAGCAGUUGUCAGAAAAUCGAAGUGAUUGUCACACUGAAAGGGAGCGGGCAAAGAAAAUGUCUGAACAGCAAAUCCAAGCAAGCAUCACGCCUGAUACAGAAAUUCUUGAAGAGAAGUAACUAACAGCAGCGGCCUGAAAGGAAGACUGUGCAAAACUACUAGUGAACAUGACUGCUCACGCCAUUUACCUGCUCACAACGAGGCGAGCACCCGGCCAGCCUGACUUGUCCCUGGAGUGCUAUUCCAUAGCUUCUAGCCAUGCAAGUACAUCACGAUGUGUGAUCAGCCCCACAGCAGAUAAAAUAUUUGCAACUAUUUUCCUGUGCGUCAACAUCUGUCAUCAUUCUUCACACUGGUUAUUUUGACUGCUAUUGUUUUAGCCUUGUCAGGGUUUUUGUCAUCAGGAACUUGAUCUCAGCCAGAGCAGAUUUGCUAAGACAUGACAAAAAGUAGGUCCUCUCUGAUAUGCUUAAUUAUGCAUUUACCUUAGAGACACUGUAGAACUCUAUCCCAAAGAAACCAGUUGAGUCUUUUGGGUCAAUCAUUCAUAUUCUAUGAAUAUUCAGGAAGAGCAUUCUCCUUUUAAAAAAAAUAUGCAAGGGAAACCCCCAUUUACAUAAAAAUAUGCUUGAAGCAAACUAACAAAAGCCAGCAACCUCACAGUCAGAGUUUUAACCCUAUCUUUAACUCAAAGUACUGGCUUAUUAGUUUCAUAAGAGAGUUUAAGAGGAAUUGUCACCCUCCGAUUUGGAUUUUUAUCUUCCGUCGGUUUGUAUCAUACUGGCUAUAACAUUGAGACAUAAUUUGUCAUGAAUAGUACGAAUAGAUGUACAAUCAUUUCAAAAGACAUACUUUGGAAAUACAUAAAGGUACAUUUUGUUUUUUGUCUGAGACUGUAGAUUUCUUUUUUUAAACAUUGAACUAAUAUCUUGAAUUUGUGCGUUUUGUAAAUAAAUAGAUUUGUUGGA
Messenger RNA from Mauremys reevesii (Reeves's turtle), 1200 nucleotides. RefSeq names its product C-X-C motif chemokine 11-like. Gene Ontology annotation, biological process: cellular response to lipopolysaccharide; neutrophil chemotaxis; antimicrobial humoral immune response mediated by antimicrobial peptide. Lineage: Eukaryota; Metazoa; Chordata; Testudines; Geoemydidae. Gene Ontology annotation, cellular component: extracellular region. The record is from RefSeq and is a predicted model, not a curated record. The transcript is spliced from 4 exons. Gene Ontology annotation, molecular function: CXCR chemokine receptor binding; chemokine activity. Bases 74 to 355 code for a protein of 93 amino acids.